GCUAUCUUUCGAAGACUUUGUUUUUGUAUAUACUCGAGAAGAAGAAAUCCUUCCUUUCUCAAAUCCUUCCCCCAAAUCCUUCUUCUCUGAAUAAUUCUCUCCCAAUAAAACUAGGGUUUCUCUAAGAAAUCCUCCAUUCAAAUUUGGGGAUUCUAGGUUUCUUUCUCCACCGCGUCACCCCAAAUUUUGGAUCUGAAUUUACCAUUAUUAAUUUGAUUAUUAGAAGGAAUUUUUAGAUUUAAAGAUGGAUACAAGCAGAAGAGCAGUUGAAUCAUACUGGAGAUCUCGUAUGAUUGAUGCAGCAACAUCUGAUGAAGAUAAAGUGGCUCCUGUUUAUAAAUUAGAAGAAAUUUGUGAACUACUUAGAUCUUCACAUGUUAGUAUUGUUAAAGAAGUCUCUGAUUUCAUUUUAAAGAGACUUGAUCAUAAAAGUCCUAUUGUUAAACAAAAGGCAUUAAGGCUGAUUAAGUAUGGAGUGGGAAAAUCUGGUGUGGAGUUCAGGAGGGAAAUGCAGCGUCACUCAGUUGCAGUUCGCCAAUUGCUUCAUUACAAGGGUCAGCCGGAUCCUCUAAAGGGUGAUGCCCUUAAUAAGUCUGUUCGUGAAACGGCCCAAGAGGCGAUAUCUGCAAUAUUUGCUGGUGAGGAAAGCAAGCCUGCACCAUCUGAAGAUCUCAAUAGAAGGAUUGAAGGAUUUGGGAACACAAACUACGAGAUCUCAUCAUCAUCAUCAUCAUCAUCAGAUGAUAGAAAAUCAUUUUUCAGUGAAGUGGUUGGUAUUGGAAGUGCCUCUAUUAAACAGGGACUUAGCCAGAUUGCUGCGGCACAUUCACUCAAGAAGAACGAUAAUGGUAGUUAUAGGAGCCCUAAUUUGCGGAGGUCAUUGACAACUGAAAGGGACCAUGAUAGGUAUAGAAGUGCCGAAAGUCAGAAUGAAUCACGGAGCUCUUUGAAUCCUGCUAUUUCUACGAAUUCAGCUGCUGGGACUUGGGGUCAGGAAACAAGAGUAAAUAUGAGUGAAACAGCAAACGGAGUUUCAGGUUCUGGUUACUCAGGGAGUAAAACCCGUGAAGAAAGACUGUUAGAGACAAUCGUUACAUCUGGUGGUGUGCGUUUACAGCCUACCCGUGAUGCUCUCCAGGUCUUCCUUGCAGAGGCCUUGAAGCUUGAUGCAGUGGCCUUGAGUCAUGCUCUUGAAUCUAAGCUUCAAUCACAUUUGUGGCAGGUGCGCAUGAAGGCUGUUUGUGUCCUUGAGUCAAUUAUAAGGAAAAAGGAUGAUGAGCACUUCGAAAUAGUGGCAUCUUACUUUGCUGAGAACAGAGAUUCUGUGGUGCAAUGCUCAGAGUCUCCCCAGGCUUCUUUAAGGGAAAAGGCGACAAAGGUCUUAAACAUCUUGGAUGGAGACCACACUGCCGGAUUGAGGAAUUACUCAGAAAACGACUCUCAUGUAAAAGUAGGGACAGCUGCAGUUCAGAUGCCCGACUUAUUGGACACAAGUGGUCCAGACGACUUCUAUGGAAAUGAAGAUUUCACGCAAACACAAAAUGAUAAUCUUGCACACACAGUUUCAGCAACAGCCCCUGUAACCGACCUGUUUGGUGAUAGCUUGAUCACUGGCUUGAGCACAACUGAGCAGAAAGACGAGGAUGAUCCGUUUGCAGAUGUCUCGUUCCACACGAACGAAGGAAAAGAGCAGACAGAUGAUCUGUUUUCAGGCUUGACAAUUGAUAAUAAAGACAAUACCAAGGACAGCAGCGACAUAUUCACGUCGACAUAUAACAGCAGGCCAGAACUAGUAGAUAUUUUUAGUUCCAGUUCUGAGUCAUAUCUGCAUGAACCAACAGUUGGAAAAGAUAUGAACGAUUUAAUGGCCGGUUUGUCUGUUAAUGGCAGUGCCCCGGAGAUGAAGCAACAAGGAAAUACCUUUCCAGAUUUAAAGACUCAACAGAACCAACCAAUCUCAAAUGAUGUGUUAAAUGGCAUGUUUGGUUCACAGAUGAAUGUGAACCCUAAUGCCUCGUUUCCCUUGGGGACUAUGCCGUACAAUAUGCCUCCAAACAUGAUGUUCAACCCUGCAUUUGCUUCUCAGCAGAUGAAUUAUGGUGUAAUGGGGAGUUUUCUCGCCCAGCAACAGCUUUUAGCAACUAUGUCCAACUUUCAACAACUUGGGAAUUUUAAUGCUCUAGCAGGAAACGCGAAUUUAGGGCAUCUCCCUGGGAAUAGUCAGGAAGGUGGAUACUCUUCCCCCCUACCUGAUAUUUUCAAUCCAGCUUUACCUGCUCAAAAUCACAGCGCUAUCUUGAACAACCCGAAGAAAGAGGAUACAAAAGCCUUUGAUUUUAUCUCGGAUCAUUUAUCGGCUGCUCGUGAUCCAAAAAGGGUUGUCUAAGUUUCAUUGCAGACUGAAUUCUUUGCACUAAUACACAAGGGCCUUCUGCAUGUGGUUAUUGAUUAUCUGUUGGGUGGUAAGUAGAUUGAAGCUGGUUUAUUUUCUCUCUCAACAAGAUCAGGAUUUUUACAAAUGUAUCUGCAAAUAAAAUCUUAGGGGCAGUGUCCGCAAGGUUGUAAUAGCAUUUUGAGCCGCUUUUUUCAUCUUCUAUAAUUUCGUCUUCUUUCCUUUUUAUUUUUAAUUAAUGAAAGAACUUCAGUUCCAUUAUAGAAAAGAAGAGAUGUAUCACAUAAAGGCGAGAAUGGAGUGAGAUUAAAGAUACGGGUACAUAUGUUACUGUAAGAAUAGAAGAAUAGUAUCGGUUGUUGUGCUUGUGCAGUAUAGUUGUUUAGGUGCGUCAAUUAUUUGUUUCUUCCAUCAUUAUUGGACCGGAGUUAUGUAGCUGUGUUAAUUGUUGGCUUCUUCCGAAUGUUGGAGGCUUUUGGUUGAUGUUGUUUAUUGAUUCUGGUCAGUAUUUUGGUUUGGUUUUGAUGCA
Papaver somniferum (opium poppy) is the source of this 2921-nucleotide messenger RNA. RefSeq names its product protein MODIFIED TRANSPORT TO THE VACUOLE 1-like. NCBI's taxonomy places the organism in Eukaryota, Viridiplantae, Streptophyta, Magnoliopsida, Ranunculales, Papaveraceae. Gene Ontology annotation, cellular component: trans-Golgi network membrane. The record is from RefSeq and is a predicted model, not a curated record. Gene Ontology annotation, molecular function: phosphatidylinositol binding; ubiquitin binding. The transcript is spliced from 5 exons. The coding region runs from base 245 to 2386 and encodes 713 amino acids.